AUGGCGCUUCCAGUGUUGGAUUUAGAACUCUUUCGUCGCAGAUUAAAAAGUUUCUAUAAUAGUUGGAGAGAGACUACGCCUGAAGUGGAUGCUACAGUCAUCUCUGUUGGCAGCGAUGACAAUAUUAUUUAUGCUAAGUCAAUAGCUGUUCAGGCAUGGCUUCUUGGGUGUGAAUUGCGCGAUGUUAUAAUUGUAUUAUGCCAUGACCGGCUGUAUAUUUGUGCUGGACGAAAGAAGAUUGAAUUUUUACAACCCUUACAAGAAUGCACUGACGAAAACAUAAAAAGUGUGAUUUACUUGACAAAGCAUAAAGGUGUGGAUGAUAACCGUGAUAAUUUCACAGAAUUAAUAGAUGCUAUCAAGAAAAGUAAAGAUGGUAAGAAUGUUGGAGUAAUACCCAAAGAUAGGCUCACUAGUGAUUUUACUGAAGCUUGGAAGGAUGUGCUAGAUAAUGAUAAUGAAUUAGCAAAGGUUGACAUCACGCCAACGAUUGUACAGGCAAUGGCUCCAAAGGACGAGUCAGAAAUUAACCUGAUUAAGAAAGCUGCACAUAUCACUUCUGAAGUAUUUUCUAAGCAUUAUAUCAUGCAGAUCAUGAGCAUCAUAGAUCUUGAAAAGAAAGUUAGUCAUUACAAACUAGCGGAAUCUAUUUCUAAUGCUAUCGAAUCCGAAAAAUAUUUAGCUCCUAAUAUGGACCCUCAAUUGGUAGAAGUUUGUUAUCCACCAAUUAUCCAAAGUGGUGGAAAACAAAAUCUUAAAUUUAGUAUAACUAGCAAUAAUGAACUCUUGAAGUAUGAUAUUAUUACGUGCUUUUUUGGAGCACGAUAUAAGCUUUAUUGCUCCAAUAUUGUGCGAACUUUGCUUGUUGAACCAACUGAAAGGCAACAACAAUUGUAUAAUUUGUUACUUGAAGUGGAAGAAAUUAUUUUACAGGAACUUAAAGAAGGAGUUAAGUUAGCAGAAGUUUAUGAUAAAGCGAAGAAUUACGUCGUUAAAAGAAAACCGGAAUUAGAAUCUAACUUUGUUAAAAGUGUCGGUUUUGCCACUGGAAUCGAGUUUCGCGAAAGCGUUCUAUCAAUUAGUCCAAAGUGCACCGUAUCUGUUAAAAAGGGAAUGGUUUUCGUAGUCAACGUGGGCUUCUCUGAUAUAGCGUAUGAAAACGAUAAGGCAAAUACGUAUGGUCUGUUCGUUGGGGAUACUGUAAUUGUUAAUGAGGAUACUUCGGCAACUGUUUUAACUUCAGCUAAAAAGAAAAUAAGAAAUAUUGGCAUUUUUCUGAAGAAUGAAGAUGAAGAUAGUGAAGAGGAAGAUGAGAGCGAUGUAAUGCCAAGAAGAUCUACUACUAUUUUGGAGAGUAGAACGAGGUCUGAAGAAACUGCCGAAGAUAGAAGAAAAGUUCAUCAAGCUGAGCUCAAAAGGAAAUUAAACGAAGAGGCUAAGGUAUUAUUUGUUGAAACCCCAUCUGUAUAUGAUAUCAAAAUUUUCGUCAAAGAGAAAUUAUCAUAUAAAAAUCAGAGCCUUAUGCCCAGAGACCCUGAUAUUAGUAAUCUGAAGAUAUACAUCGAUAAGAAGCAAGAAUCUAUAAUUCUGCCAAUUUUUGGCAUAGCAACGCCAUUCCAUAUAUCAACGAUUAAGAACGUCAGUCAGAGUGUCGAAGGCGACUAUUGUUAUUUAAGAAUUAACUUCUUCUAUCCUGGCAGUGCCUUGGGUCGUUUCGAUGGCAACGUAUUUUCUCAACCAGAUGCUACCUUCUUGAAAGAACUUACGUUCCGGAGUCUUAACACGAAGCAAUCUGGUUCAACGACUUCUCCCAGUAUGAAUCUUAUGACUGCAUUUCGUUUAAUUAAAGAAGUACAGAAGGUUUAUAAAACUCGAGAAACUGAACAACGAGAAAGAGCGGGUAUCGUAGAACAAGAGGCUUUAAUAGUUAACCCUAACCGUAGUAAUCCACGUCUGAAAGAAGUCUAUCUUCGACCGUCUGUUAGUCAAAAGAGAGUAUUAGGAACUUUGGAGGCACAUACUAAUGGUUUUAGAUAUACGUCUGUCAAAGGAGAAAAGAUUGAUAUUCUUUAUGCUAACAUAAAACAAGCCUUUUUCCAGCCAUGCGAUCACGAAAUGGUCAUUUUAUUACAUUUCCACCUGCAAAAUGCCGUGUUAAUGGGCAAGAAAAAGGUGACAGAUAUCCAAGUUUAUACGGAGAUAGGAGAGAUAUCGGCUGACUUGAGCAAAUACCGCCACAUGCAUGAUAGAGACGAUUUAAUGGCUGAACAGACUGAACGAGAACGUAGACACAAAUUAAAAGUCUCUUAUAUGGGAUUUACUGAAAAGAUUGAGAAUCUAACAAAUAAGCAAGUAGAAUUUGAUACCCCUAUAAGAGAACUGAGUUUCUAUGGCGUACCACAUCGAAGUACGGUCCUGCUACAAUUAUCGAACUUCUGUCUGGUCCACCUUAUAGAACAGCCUGUCUUCAUUGUAUUCUUCCGAGAAGUGGAAUUAAUCCAUUUUGAACGUGUUCAGUUUCACUUAAAGAGCUUCGACAUGGUGAUAAUUUUUAAAGAUUAUUCAAGAAAAGUUGCAACUAUUAACUCUAUUCCUAUGUCAUCGCUUGAUAAGAUAAAGUCUUGGUUCGAUCAAUAUGAUAUUCGAUAUACGGAAGGCAUUCAAAACCUCAAUUGGACUAAUAUAAUGAAAACUAUCAACGAAGAUCCUGAAGGUUUUUUCGAGAAUGGUGGCUGGAAUUUUUUAGAUAUGAACGACGAGGACAAUGGCAAUGAAUCUCUUGAUGAAUCAGAAGAAGAUGAUGUUUACGAACCAUCAACGGACGAAGAUGAAGAUGAAGAUUAUGAAGAGUCGAUGUCAUCUGCCGUCGAAACAGAUGAUGAAGAAGAUGAAUUGUGUGAAUUAGAUAGUGACGAAUCAGAGGGUAAAGACUGGGAUGAACUGGAAGCAGAAGCUGCUAAAGCUGAUCGAGAAAAGCAACCAGAGUAUGAUGAAGAUAAUAACUCAAGGAAACGCGGAAUGAGUAAAAGUUCGGCCAAUAAUCGCCCAAAGAAAAAGUCCAGACAUUAA
Molecule: messenger RNA, 3069 nt
Organism: Trichoplax adhaerens
Lineage: Eukaryota; Metazoa; Placozoa; Uniplacotomia; Trichoplacea; Trichoplacidae
Exons: 36
Coding region: 1-3069 (1022 amino acids)
Biological process (GO): transcription elongation by RNA polymerase II; positive regulation of transcription elongation by RNA polymerase II
Cellular component (GO): FACT complex
Molecular function (GO): nucleosome binding
Source: RefSeq, a predicted model, not a curated record